This is a messenger RNA of Bombus pascuorum, 4148 nucleotides long. Its product is annotated as PX domain-containing protein kinase-like protein. The transcript has 8 exons. Gene Ontology annotation, molecular function: actin binding; protein kinase activity; ATP binding. Gene Ontology annotation, biological process: protein targeting to lysosome; endosome to lysosome transport; early endosome to late endosome transport. The coding region runs from base 253 to 1995 and encodes 580 amino acids. Gene Ontology annotation, cellular component: extrinsic component of endosome membrane; early endosome; late endosome. Lineage: Eukaryota; Metazoa; Arthropoda; Insecta; Hymenoptera; Apidae. The record is from RefSeq and is a predicted model, not a curated record.
AAAGAUUAUGGGUGUUAAACACUGAAAAAGAAGGGAGCUAGUUAAAUUUGAUCUGCGAUCGAUCGUCGAUGGAAUAUUAAUUACUGGUGUCUUUCUCGGUAGCAAUGACCCAUUUACGAUAACUGUGAAAAUACGUUCGCCAAUGUGGAAAUGAAUCAAAAUCGCGUCAUGUAUGGCGACUCACGGAAACUAUACGAUAGACACACGCAGUUUGCCCCGCACGGGCUCUGCAUUCUGUCGGACUAAUGAUCAAUGGCUUUAUUUGAGAAGCGAUAUACAAAUAAAGUGCUACUAGAUGAUACAGAGAAGUUGACGAGCGUCAUUGAAAAUGCAAGAACAAUCGACGGACACACGGAAUAUGUGAUUAGAACACAAAGAGGUCCACUUCCAGAGAAAUCUUGGAGAGUUAGUAGACGCUACAAUGACUUUGUACAACUUAAUGCAACUUUAUCAAUAUCAGGCAUUGACCUGGCACUUCCUCCAAAGAAAAUUAUUGGUAAUAUGGAACCAGACUUCAUAGCUCAACGUCAACUAGCCCUACAGAAUUACCUAAACAAUAUACUAAUGAAUCCUAUAUUGGCAUCGUCACUCCCUAUGAAAAAAUUCUUAGAUCCAGAUAAUUACACAGCACCAUUACAUGAAAUAGCUCUGCAACAGGUGUCACUAGCUUUACGCAGUGAUGCAAAUUUUGAAGUUUGUAAGGCCAUUCCUGAUAUGGGGUGGCGGUUGAGGAAGCAUUAUUAUACUGUAAAAAAUCGUCAAAAUCCCAAGCAAGAGUUACUGCUUGCAUGGGUAGAAUUUGGUCCAGACAAACACCUGCAAGAUAAAGAUAUGCAAGGAGUUUUCAAAAGUUUAGGGACGUUGAAACAUAAUUAUAUAGAACCAAUCGUUUAUCAACAUGUAACGGAAAAUGGAGCGUUAAUGAUAAGAAAUUUUUAUCCAACGGGUACAUUACGUGACAUUUUGUGUGUAACUAAACCGAAACAACCAUUUAUAAAGAAAUAUGGAAACCCAAAACAAACCAAAUCGUUAACAGUGCCUGAAAUUGCUAUGUAUGGUUACCAGAUUUUGGAAGCUUUAGGAUUUCUUCACGAAAAGGGCCUACCAUAUGGACAUUUACAUACAGGAAAUAUUCUUUUGUCUCAGAGAUGUGCGAAAUUGCUGGAUGUAGAAAAUGGUCUGUUAGGCUUACCCGCAUUUUAUCGGCCUUAUGUUGUGCAAAGGCGUAAACUUCACGCUACGACUCAAGUAGAUGUUUAUUCAUUUGGACAUGUAUUAUAUGAAAUGGCAUUUGGACGACCACUGUUAGAAGCAACGUGUUCUGAGUUACCUUAUUGUGAAGCAACCUUAAAAAGUUUGCUGGAAGUGAUACUCGCACCCGAAGCUCUAAAACAAGAUUUACCAACGGUAUCGCAUUUAUUAGAACAUCCAUUCUUUGAGUCAGCAAGACAUGCUGUAUUAGCUGUUGGCUCCAUGGAACGACCACACUUCAAAUUAAGUAGUCAUUUGAAGGAGGCUCUGCAGCAAGCAGUGAACAAAGCAGAACAAAGAUUAAAAGACGAGCAGAAAGUAGCAAGACAUCAAAAGAGACUUGUCAAAGUUCAGGAAAUGAUGAGCUCGGAAGAAGAGAUGAAAAAGCGAAAACAAAAACUAAAGAAAGAACAGAAAUUGGCCCAAGAACAACGUUCUGCAAAUCAGUUAAGUGCGAAUGGGAUGAAACACGUAAACGGCAAAAGCCCAGAGCGCUCGGAUAGUCCUACAAGUACUUCUACAGCAACCAGCGUUGGAACUUUAACACCGCCAUCGCUGCGUUCUAUAGAUGUGCCGCAAAGUGAUGGAGUUCCUGCUAAGAGUACUGUACCACCACCUCCGAAGCCACCACCUGUUGAUACAAGUAAUGUUUCAAAGUUGACCAAUGAACGAGCUGCUCUGCUAGGAAGUAUUUGUAAUUUCAAUAAAACUAGUCUUCGUAAAGUUGCCAAUGAAUAUCAUUGAGGUGAUAGAGUUAGAUAAUUGAAAGAAGAUAGUGCUGAGUGAUCAUAUUGAUUCAGAAAUAAAGAAGAAAUUGUAUGACAGUAAUCUAUACCAAAAGGAUGCUAUUUUUUUCAUCAAAUUGCGAAGAUAUUUAUAAUUUUAUUUCGAUCGCGAUACUUGUGAGAUCUAUAUACGUACAUAUAUAUAUUUCAAUUCUGUAGAAUCUUAAUAUGUAUAUUUCAUAGGAAUAGAUAGUUGUAAAUCGUAUAUUUACAAGUAAUCAUGUAUAAAAUAAUUCUAUUCAUGUAUUUUAGCAGCAUGAAUUAUUGCUAGAAUUGUGCAAUAUUUAAAUAUUAUUUGUUCUUACUUUUUAUUCUUUAAACACCGUCCAAAAAUGGAUUCGAAAUUGUAAAAGAUUAAUUAAAAUAAGAAAUAUCCUUUAAAAAAGAAUGUUUCUUUAUGUGUUAUAUUUUUAUCUAUGAAUGAAAAUUUAUUUUCCCUUUAAUUAUAUUUAAAACUAUUAACGAAAAAGUUAUUGAUAUUAUUCAUAAAAUAAUCUAUAUUUUAACUAGAAAUGAAGGAUAUUUGCUUCGAUCUAAGUCUCGCGAUCGAAUCACAUCUAAUAUCUUACUUGUUCGACUCUAAGGAAAUUAAAACGAUGAUUGAUAAGACGAGAGUGAUAGUAUCUACAUGUAUCACAUAAACUUUAUCUCGUUAGUGUUAUAUACCGUUCUGUCUAUUUCAAGUUUAUGAUAUGUGUAACGUAAUUAAUGUACAGAUACCAUUCGUCUUGUAAAAGUGAGUAUUGUGUGUUGCUUUACUUGUGUCGCUCGUAGAAUCGAAAUCACGUUUGUUUCUACGGAGAGAGAAAAUGUGCCAAGACCCGAUCUUUCCAUUGAACAAAUAGUAAUGUCGUAAUGGUGAAUGUCGGCGUAAUAUAUAUUUCUAUAUGUCGCGGAAAAAUAAGUAUAUAUAUACAAGAUCUAUCUGUGAAUAUCAUAACGAAGCGAUGUAAUAUAGGUAGUCACAAUUUUUCAUAUGUAAUAUCAAUCUUAAAUGUAAUUUGUUGAAUUAUCUUAAAUGUAUAUGUUGAAUUAUAAAUACUAUUCUUCAUAGAGUAAUAUAAAUAUUCGUUUUAUCUAUAACUAUAAAAAAUAAAUCGAAACAGAUACUAUAUUUAUUAAAGAAGAUAAUGUAAGUUAUAUAAUUUGGAGAUUUUCAGACGUACUAAUAAAUAUAUUAGUAAAUCGAAUUAUCAUUUGUUUGCGAGGAAUAUUUACUUAAUAACUAUCGUGUAAUAGUUGUCAUGAUAUUCUACAUAAUUCUUCUUAAACAAUAUGGUCUAGUACGAAAAGUAAUUUAUUAAAACGAAACAAUGGCGUAAAAAAUUAUCACACUACAUUUUGAAUAAUACUUGCAUUUAAUAUAAUAGAUCGCAGAAAAUAGUUUUCCUCUGGAAGAUAUUUUACUACUUACAGUGAAAAUUUAAUAAAUACAAAAUAUGCAUAUCUCCGCAGUACUUUUAUCAUUCGAAGUGUCUUUAAUAUAAAUACUGUAAAUUCUUACAAUAUCAAAAAUAUACGUGUGUACAUAUAGCUAUCUAAAUAUACGAUAGAUCGUAAGGAUUGCAAUUUCAUUUUGUUUGUGUUCAAGGGUUAAGCGUUUCAAAGUUCAACAAAUUCAACAAAAGUUGGGUUUAGAAUCAAAUCUGUCUUAAUCUCUGUUGUUUCGUCAAAAUCAUUUUUCUUUUUCUAUUUUAUCAAUAUAAUUAUAUUCAAAUUAUGUGGAAUUAUACAAAAGUUUCCUGAUAUAUGCAAAAUAAGUUCGGUGAACCAUACAAAGAUUGUGUCACGCUUAUGUUAUCGUAUCAUAAAUUAUGAGGCUCAGUGAUAUUAAAAAAGUUGUCGCAUGAAGGGAAAACCGAUAACAUGUAGUACAGUGACACAGUUUCAAUGUUAUGUUUCACAAGCUUUCGUAAUUUGCGAUUAUGUUAGUUUUUUCUAUAAACAGCGGCUGCGAGUUUUUACGUAAUAUAUUACGACAAUUGCUUCCUACCGUGUACGUACGUACAUAUAUACAUUGUUAUGCAUGCGAUGAUGUAACCGCGAAACGUAUAUGGCAUUCUUAAGUCAACACGACUCGUAUUUAAAUUAAAAUCUCUCGAAAGGUAUAAA